Messenger RNA from Cricetulus griseus (Chinese hamster), 207 nucleotides. The record is from RefSeq and is a predicted model, not a curated record. NCBI's taxonomy places the organism in Eukaryota, Metazoa, Chordata, Mammalia, Rodentia, Cricetidae.
AUGAAAACUCAUUACUUUCUCCUGGUGAUAGUUUUUCUCUUCUCCCAGAUGGAUCCAGGUGCUGGUAUUCUCACAAGUCUUGGACGCAGAACAGACCAAUACCGAUGCCUCCAGCAUGGAGGAUUCUGUCUCCGCUCCAGUUGCCCUUCCCAUACCAGGCAACAGGGAACCUGUAAACCAGAUAAGCCCAACUGCUGUAGGAGUUGA